Molecule: messenger RNA, 4083 nt
Organism: Porites lobata
Lineage: Eukaryota; Metazoa; Cnidaria; Anthozoa; Scleractinia; Poritidae
Source: the annotation of a GenBank genome assembly
ACCAAUUUAGAGGAUCAGUGGACGAAAUGGUUGGAAAAAGUAUCUGAGGGUCUUGUCGUCUUGCAGAAAGAUCAAAAUGGGAAAGUGAUUGGCACUGUAGUUGACAUGAGGGUAAAAAUGUGCCCCAAAUACCUUGAAGAAGGGCCCCAUUACUCUCUUGGCUCUUGUCCGCGAUGGCAUAUUUGUAAAAGGUUCCUUGAAGGUAAUUGCCGAGGUGGAUGUAGCCGUUCUCAUGACUUCUAUGAUGAGAGUAACAGAGACAAGAUAGAACGAUUUUUUCUUGAGUUGUUUCCUAAUGAACUUAUCAGAAGGAUCGUUAGCUACAGCCUGCCUCAAGUUUGCCUCCUGUUUUUGAACGGAAAAUGCAAUUACGAUGGAUGUCCGUACCUUCAUAUUUGUCCUAGUAUGGUACGAAAGUUUAAUUGUGAAUGUUCUCUGACACACAACAACGCUGGUCUAAGUUUGCAUAACAAGGAAGUUCUACAAAGGUACUGGCUACAGGCAAGGAUCACUGAUUUUGCUCUUUUGAAUAUUUUGGUGCCGGUCGAGCAAAGAAAUUUUAAAUCAAGCGUAACUGUGAUACGUAUAUGUUGCCCGAAUUUGAAGUUACCCAUAUUUGAGGAUCCCAAAGGCGCCUUAAAAAUACUUAAUGCAAAUGCCUUUGUUAUUGACAAUCUCAUUACACGUUCUACUUUAGGAAAAGACAAUGCCGUGGCACAGAGGUAAGCCACUGAAAUUUUCUUGUUUUGUGUUAAUCUCCAACACCUUUUAGGGUUUUUUGAAAUUUUCUGAUAAGCUUACCUGUCAUUUGAUUUUUCUUGGGAAUUCAGGGUUGCUUGUAAGUAACUGUUCGCGAAAGCGGUGGCCGCUGUUGUUGCAGGGGGCUUUCCAAACGUUCCUUCCUUGCCUACAAACCUCGUCAAAAUUCAUCGAAACAUACCACUUCUCUUUUUAAAUUUGAUGUGAGAUUUUAAAGAUAAGUGGUGAAAACUUCAAUUAAUCCCGUCCCAUUUUCGCUCCAAGAAUGGGCUGGGAAUAGGCCAUUUGCACUAGGAGAUCAUGUGACAUCGUUUUUAUGAAAAUCAAAGUUAUAUGAUUUUGCUUUCGAAAAACAAUUAGUGGGUCAUAUCUUAAACAAAAUAAUAGUGAUUUGGUUUUUCAAACCCGCACCAUUUUCUUAAAAUGAGUAAGUUCGAAGCUGGUCACGUGACCAAAAUGUGAUUUUUAAAAUUAUGAAUUACCUCUUUCUGAACACAAAUUUUGCACUUAAACUUCAAGGAAAAUGUUGAAAAGAUGAUGUGGUAACAUUUACAGCACAUCUGAGCGUAACUAUCAAACGUUUAACAAGAUAUAAGCAAAAAGCAGUUUUGGCCGCCAUGUUGGAGGGCAACAGUAUGCCCUCCAACAUGGCGGUCUCGAAUUUCGGUUGUAAGAUAAUUUUUAUGCGCGCUGUCAAUUUUUGGCAUCAGCAAGAUUCCAACUCAUUGUUUAAAGGAAGAAUUGGUUACGUGACCUCUUAGUGCAAGCGGCCCAUUGCUCUUGUUGCGCUUGUUUGCUGAAGAAAGAUUAAGUCUAUUUAUAAGUAAUUUGGCGUAAAUAUUGCCACUAGCGUGACGUUUAUUUGUCUCAAAUAUUACUCUUACUAUAACCUUAAGAGAAAAUACAAGUGCUACAUGAUAACGUCAGUUGGGGCACAAGAAAAACCGCCUCAAGCCACACAAAGAGCCCUUCGCUCCCCCCCAUCCCAAAUCUUACCAAUUGUCUCAACGAUUUUAUCAGAGAUUGUAAGUUCCUUCCACCCGGGAAGAUGUAUGUGCGUUAACACGUUUCUACGUAUAUGAUGAACGUCUGAGAAAGAUGUUAACUGUUUAAUUACUGCCAAAGGGUCCCAAAGUCAAGUCAGGGCAGCCCUAUCAGUCAUUGGCUGGUAUCAAAAGGGGCCCUGCGUAAAUUACGACUACGUGAUAAAAAAUUUUAAAAGAUUGCCCUUUGCGUUUAGGAACCGUGCCAUAAAUGGUCAUCUCCCAGAUCACUGGUCUUCAAUGUCUUCUGAAAAAAUAUAUAUACGUGUUAAGCUGGAACCUUCUUCAAAAGAAUUUAAAAUAGUGGAGCGUUUAUUUCGACACACAAUGAAAGACGAGGGCGUCAUUGUUGAAAUAAAGAGACUGCAGAAUCCUUUUCUGUGGGAAAAGUACUGCAGGUUAGCCAUCUUUGUUGCCUAACAUAUAUGUAUCUGGGUAACUGAUCUCCUACCCAUUCCCUAAACCAACAUUUUGCCUUAAGGGAGAAGUAAGUGUUAAUGGUGGUUUACGGGAGGGGUAGGUGGUGAGUUACCCAGAUACGUAAAAUGAUCCUUUGUUGCCAACUGAAAGUUAUUGCUGGAUCAAGUAAUCUUUGCCUCCUUUUCUCUUUCCCCUUUUUCUUUCUUGCCAUCUUUUGCUUAAAAUGCAGCGGCAAUUGAAUUAUAUAUAAAAAUUUUACAAUUACUCUGCUUGAUUACACCAUAAUUUUUAGGGAGUUAUUAUAACCCCAAAUAUGGAGUAAAAAUUUUAGGUACAGAACAACCCCUUUUUGGGGGUUACUUUAACUCCUAAUUUAACUCCGAAUUUGGGAACAUUUUUACUCUUGAAAAACAGUUCUUUUCACUCCCAGUCUGGAGUUAAAAUAACCCCGACAUGGGGUUAUUUUUACUCCUUACAUCGGUUGUUUUUACUCUUUUUUGAGUUAAUUUAACUCUGAAAGUGGAGAAAAAAUUUUAGGUACAGGAUAACUCCUUUUUUAGGGUUAGUUUUAACUCCUCAAUAUCUGGGGUCACUUUUACUCCUGAAAAAGAGUUCUUUAAACUCCUUUUUGGAGUUACAAUAACUCCCGAAAAAAUAACUCCACUGUAAGGAGUUAAAUUAGCCCCACUAGAGGAGUUAUUAUAACUCCUUGAAAAUUACUGAGUAGUUAUCACCUGCACAGCAAAAAUAACACUCUGGUUGCAUUAUUCCAAGUAGACUUUUUCUGCUGAUUUGAAUUAUAAUGAACAAACUUUUUGCAAUAAAAAUCACAGGCCAGUAAUAAUAGAUUAGGUAAGAUCUGUAGGUCAUUUCUUUUGUUGUACAUAAUCUGUGCCUCGGUACCACAGAAGGAACCAGAUCCCUGAUCUGCGAUCGCUGAAAGCGCAUGCCGCCAGGUGGUUCUGGAAGCAAGUUCUAUGAACUGUAAAUGUCAUGAAAACUGUAUAUGUAUUAAUCAGCAAUUAUUGCUAUUGCUGUUGCCCGGUCCCAGGAAUUUUUUGAAAUCUAGAGAUUAUUUUAAGCAUUUUUCAUAAAACAUUUCUAUGCAAGUCGAAAGAAUGGAGGAGCGAAACUACAGCAAUACAGUUUUUACGGUGUGAAACAACGAACGCAUAGAGUCAUCUUGGGCCAGUGUUGGGUGUUUGCAUCUUCUUCUCCAUGAAAAACAUUUCUUAUUUGAGACACUCAAAUCUUUCCUCGGCAUUUCUUUAAGAUAGAAAGUUAGCCCCAAACUCUCAUGAAGGCAGAUCUAACAUAAUGAGAAUGGAGUCUACUUCGUUGAGGUUUGUGAGUUGAGAAAGGUUAAGGGCCAUUAGUUACUAGAAACCGAUUGACGAAUUUGCUAAGAAUUGUUGUUUCUCAUUAUUCUCAUCCAGGGAAAGGAGAAUACAUGGAAAGGUACAGACCACUGGAAUCGGCGAAUGAAAAGCAGUUAUUUCACGGAACCAGCAAGCAUUCGGUAGGUGCCAUUUGUAAACAAAACUUUGAUUGGCGUGUUCCAAUCAAAAAUGGAAAUGAUUAUGGCCGAGGAAUUUACUUCGCAAAAAAUGCCUCAGAUAGCAAAUAUUACGCAAAACCAAGUGAGCAUCAUCAUCGCUACAUGUUUUUGGCCCGGGUAUUGGUUGGUACGUACACCGCCGGCGCACGUAGUUACUGUAGACCGCCACCAAAAUACUAUGUCGAUCCCGAGAGUGAUUUGUACGAUUCGUGCGUGAACAACGUGAAGAAUCCGACGGUCUUUGUUAUCUUCGACAAUGAUCAAUGCUAUCCAGAAUACAUUAUCAAGUAUUUCACGCUGGAG